GGCGGGAAGACCGACGGCGUGGGCUGAAGCGUCGGCUGGCGAGGCUUCAUAACACCAUUGUUUACAUUUAUACUUUUUAUCAUUUCCGUUGAACUAGAGAUUAGUUACAAGUUGUUAUUAUACCCAAAGUGAGGUGAAGUAUUGUAGAUUAUCCUGAUGUACAAGAUAUUACCGGCGGGUGAAGGAUAUUGUCGUUAAAAGGUAAAAAUCAACAAGUUGUAGUGUGGAGGAGGAGAGGCCGGGGGCGCCAUCUGGCCAGCCGAGGAAGAACAUCAUCCCUUUAUAAACCUGUCCAAUAAACCUAAGACAAAAGACACCUACAGUCACCAGCGUCUCACCCCUGUAACCUUUAAUGACACAACUCCAUAUUAAAGUGCCUGAGAGGACGUAUUAAUAGAAGAUAAAACCAUAGUGGGUGAGUGAAGGACGCCGUGGCCAGUUUAAAGGUCCUCCUCCACUCAAGGAAGGUCACCUGAGGAAAUGGCUGAGGGUGUAGCAGGAGGUGGUGGAGGAGAACCAGUAGCUCACAGGACCAGAGGAGCCCUUGAGGAGAUACCAAGACCAGCCACCAUCACCCUCCGUCACACACAACUAGGCAACUUGGACAAUGGCCCCACCUGGUCUGCCACCAUCAACCUACCAUCUUCAUAUCUCUCCCCAACACCCUCACCCGAUGAACUUGUCAUCCGGGGGCGAGGCAGGAGAUCGCUGCCCUUAGAAUGGUCUCCCAUCCCAAUAGAGAGCCCCAUUAAACGCACGGAGAAGACCCCAAUCAAGAGGUCUCCGGGGAAAGGCAUGAUCGUCCUCCGUUCAUCUCCGAGAAAACGGCUUCAGUUGAACGACACUCCACCCAGAGACUUGUUGGACCACAGACGGAAGAUGAUGCAGAUGUCGCCCAUAAUGAAGAAGUGUCGCAGCCUCACCGUCUCCCCUGUACAGUCACCUCCAGAAGUGGCCAUAAAGGGGCUCUCACAGAACCAGCUGGUCGAUGUCCUUAACCAUGUCCUCACCCAGCACCCGGAGCUUAAAGGAAGAAGAGUUGAGGAUCACCAGGAGAUGGAAGGAUGGAGUGCAGGACAUACUAGAGACGAGAUCUCAGACAUCUUGCCACAGCCAGACCUGAAGCAGAUGGAGGAGAAACUCAAUCAACAGAAGAAAUGUAUCUUCAAGGCCCUACCCGUCUCCCGGCUCGCCUCUAAGACGGACUCGCCAGCGUACAACAAAGCCGGUCCCCACUUGAUUAACUUUAAGAAGACCAUCAACGAGCAAUGUGGCCAACUGGUGGAGGCAGAGCAGUGGGUGAGUUUGGUGGACUACACUCUCCUGGCCUGGUCGUACGUGAGGGCCACGCCUCUCUGGGACUCUCACCACCACAACAACUGCCGUCGCCUGUGCUUCAAGACCCUCGCUCAGCACUGCCUCCAGGGCCUUACAAAAUUACAGUGGACCCAAGACCAGCUGGAAAACCUCUUAAAGAAGCUGGAACAAUGCUCUUCAGAUCACGAAGAAAUGGACCAGUGUAUACAGCACGUGCAGACUGUCCUUAGCAACCAGCAGUGACCCAGGGGAGAGGUGUUGUCUGUAUUUUACUCUAGGUAUAAGUAGUAGUGCUGGGGGUGAUAUGUGUUCUCUGUUUUACACAAUUUAUUUCUGAAAAGUAGCCAUUAAUUUUUGUACUACGAUUUUGGUGGUUAUUGGAUGUUAAUUCUGGAAAGUGUGUAGUAUAGUAUUUAAUGUUUGUCAAUUUUUCUUUUUUGUGUGUAAAUAAGAUGAGAUUUAUUGUCUUGCUUGGUCUCCAAAACUUACGUACAAGUCAUAGGAGGUUUUGGGGACUCUGAUUUAUCGUAGCUGUGAUUUUUCACCAAAUGCAUUCAAACACGGAAACUGUCUCCAUAUUGGCACCUCAACUUUGCAUGGGUACAAGUUGAGAAGAUAUGUUUUGCUGUUGACUAAGAGAAAAGAGGAGCAUUGUAUCCAUCAUCAUAAUACUAAUGUGAGAAAUUAAUUAAAGAUUUAUUUAUUGUCUUUAAACUGAGGAUCCAUGUAGAAGUGCUAAUGAGUCUUCUCACGUGGGGUAGAUCAGUCAGAAACCUUGUGUUUUAAUCCUUCGCAGGAAUAACCCAAGUCAUGUUUAAAGGGGGGUCAUGUAUGUGAAGAAUAUUGUGUGUAUAUGUGUUGCUAAAUAUCAGUUUGACGCCUGACCUAGUGCGAUACAGUAGGUGGGGAGGUACUGCACUCCACUCCUCUCCUCACAUGGUUAAGCCCCUGGGGUGCAAAAGUUGAUUCGGCACUGAUUUUUAUUAGUUUCCUGGUCCAAUGAUCACAACUGAACACAAAUUUGCUUCCAGGAUCAUUAUCAUGCCAAUUUUUAACUCCUGAAUACUCUUAUAAGUAAUGAAUCCUGAAAUUUUGGGGGAUAUUGAAUAUAUUUGCAUGGUAUAAAAAGUCAAAUUUACCAUAAACAUCAGAGAAAUAUUAGAAACUUUACGUUGUGUUGUAAAUAUGACCUAUUGUUGGCUUUUAGACUCAUCUUAGCUAGAACUUAAAAGAGAACCAUUGGUGUGAGCUGCAUGUUAUUUAUUGUUUAUAUUAUACUGUACAGUAUACUGUACAUGACAUACAGUCUGUAGUUGUGUGAAGGGCUGUCAUGGACCACCACUUGUCACUUGAGCUUCCUCCCACUUAGACAUUUUAUGGCAUUUGUGAGAAGCAGGAAAUAUUACCAUACAGUUUACUUUGUUCUUAACCACCAAUGUGUGGGGUCCCCCUCUCAGCUGAAAAAGAUCGUCUGGCGUUGGCCAAUUAGAAUAUUAAACGUGGUGUCCCCAAAGUGAAGGGGUUGAUUACCAGGUGUAUACAUUAUAUUUGUCUCAGCUGUGUUCAGUGUACAGUACUUCUCUCAACUUCAGAGCAUAUUGUAAGUGUACAGAAAUUAACACAUCAUGUAUCUAGGAGUUAACAGAGUUGGUAAUUGUAUACAUUCAAGUUAACUUAUCUUGAAUAUUUCUAAGAGUUAAUGAAGGUGAUGUUAGUUUGUACUCAAGUUAGUGCAUCUUUAACAUUUCUAGCAGUUAACAGAGAUGAUCCCUCCCCCCCUAGGUACUGACCCUAGUCCUGUACUGUAUGGGAAUUCUCCUCUUAUGGUUCACACUGAGUCUUGUCUUUGCUCUUGUAGAACAGUUCACUCUUAGGACGCAUGUGUGUUCCUGCGACACCACCACCACUCCUACAGGAUUACAGUGUAUUUAAAAAAGAAGAAGUUGUGAGUUGUUAACCAGUGCAGUUAUCCAAUACGCCUGAGCCAGUGUUUAACACUGGAUUACACAGCUCACUAUCUCUGGGUGUAGUGGUGGUAGUUGUAUUAAAUGAACGUGUCUACACCUUAACAUAUUACUAACUCUGGGUGUUCCAGCCAGUAUGGCCGUAUGACCAGCCAUCUUGUAACACGAGAUGAAAGUAAUAUGUCUUCUCAUUGUAUCCAAGCUACUGACCAUCACGGAGGAAAUUACUUAUUAUUUCAUCUGUUUAUUUGCUGUAAUUAUCUUUGACAUAAUUGUACUGUAUAUACACAAAAUUUGUGCCUCAUAAUCUACACUGCCACUUGUGCUUGUCAAUUUCUGAAUGUUUAACAGGGAAGGUAUAUAAUUUUUUAUUUGUUUUAAUUCAGAUUUUUAAUUAAGCCAACAUUGAACUUCUUGAGAAAGUCGAUUAAUUUUUCCCCAUCCUUUUCAGCGGUUGUUGAAGGAAUGGUGUGUUUAACCUGAUGCCGUUUAUUUUAAUUGUCACAAAUAUUAAUUUAUGGGCGUGUUUUUUUCUGUCCUUAUAAUAUAUUAAUGUUUUCUUUUUUAUUUUAGACACUUCUCCAGUAGUACUGUGGAGGUUGUUCUGUGUUGAUGUUCCCCUCACCCUCUCCCCUCUUAACCUGAACCCUAACUUAGCACACACCAUGAAAUGUACAAAUAUAAAGUGUAAAAUUGAAGCUAGUUCAUUAAGAUGUGAAACAUGGUUGACUGGAUGAUUCCAGCCCUCCAACCAAUGUCACUACUUGAGAAACACAGGUGCUCUGCAAAGUUAAUUAUAACAAUGCAACAUAAAAACACAUUUAGAAUCAUCCAAGAAAACUGGAUAGAAACAGUGAAUGGAAAACAUGAUUGAGUCUUCAUUUGAGGUAGAACAGUUGACGACUACAGGGCAUCCCCGACUUACGAACAAUCGCCGAUACAAACAAGGUCAAUUAUUUUAAAAAUCUGACAAAUACAAUGGUUCAUAGCAGUUAUGUACGAGAACUAUUUUGUGCGGCGUAGAAGGCAGGUAGCGCAUGGAGAGUGAUGCGUUGCACCCAGUCAUCCGCCUUGAGGGACCAGGAGCGGCAGUGCGCUUUACCCUCAUCGCCUAAACGUGUGUGAUCGAGUGAAACUCCAGAACCAAAGGGAUUCAUUACAAUAGAAAUGGCAGUUGGUUUCAGGCUUAUUGAAGAAGGAUUGUUUAAAUUUGAACAGCAAGAUCCCAACAUAGCAAGAUUCACCAAGGCUCAUAGAAGUAUUACUGAAUAUCUUUGAUGCUAAAGAGAGAUUUAUGAUGGAAAGAAGAAAGUUUUAGUUCAACCAUCCCAAUAAAGCCUCUGUCACUCAUGCCCAUCUCUACCUGCAAGCCAGUCCCAGGUUUUAAUGCAAGUGUUAAACUUUAAUUUUUACUUUUCUUUGCAGUAUUUUGUCAUUCAAUUUCUUCUUUUCUCUUAAAUUAAAUGUUUCAAGAUAUAUAAAAGGACUUGGGCUAUGAUAUAGUCCACAUAGGGUAUAUGUUCCGAGUUACGUACAUUUCCAACUUGAGGACGACCUCGGGAACGGAACAUGUUCGUAACCCGGGGACCCCCUGUGUGUAGGUCAGUUUUCCAUUUGUCUGAUUCACUGCCUCAGGUACAGUAAGUGUAUCAUGGAGCAGUUAUAACGGUUGAGUGUGUGUUAUAUUUUCAAGUACAAGAUCACAACAAAGUGUAUGUAGUCAGUUGUAGUUAGAUUGUGGUAAUAGUCACUGAUGUAAGUUAUCAUAUACAGUACUGUAUUGUGCUCACUACUGGAGGUGACUUAGAGUUAACAUUACUGGCAAUGAGUCAUCAUAAUGUAAGCAUCAAGUUUGUGGGUCAGAUCCACAUUAAAACAUGGAGACAUUUUAUAUAUUUAUUGAAAUAUAGAUUUUGUUUUCAUAUUUUAAUGUGAAUUUGAGAGGUUUCAAGUUGUUAUUAUUAAUGUAAAGUUUGGUACAAUUUGCAUGGUGAGGUCUUCAUGGAUCCUCACACUGCGGCAAUUCUCGGGUGUCAGACGUGCCUUGUACUGAAGUGUGAUAAAAAAUAAUUUGUGUGCUCAACGUUUUAUCUAGAAUGGAAAUUUUUGUAAUUGCUGUAUUGUACAGGAGCAUCUUUUAGUUUCAGAGCUUUCACAGAAUCUUGAGGCUUUUUGAGAGUUUACUCUUAUUUUUCCAUUUUAUGUCAAGGUCAUUAUUGUGGGUAUUAAAACAGUACCCAGUUUACAAAUAAAAUAUAUGAAAUAA
Messenger RNA from Homarus americanus (American lobster), 5547 nucleotides. RefSeq lists its product as uncharacterized. Gene Ontology annotation, cellular component: nucleus. Bases 481 to 1560 code for a protein of 359 amino acids. The transcript has 7 exons. Gene Ontology annotation, biological process: proteasome localization; nuclear protein quality control by the ubiquitin-proteasome system. The record is from RefSeq and is a predicted model, not a curated record. NCBI's taxonomy places the organism in Eukaryota, Metazoa, Arthropoda, Malacostraca, Decapoda, Nephropidae.